This is a messenger RNA of Ipomoea triloba (trilobed morning glory), 1025 nucleotides long. Its product is annotated as mitochondrial inner membrane protease subunit 2. Gene Ontology annotation, molecular function: serine-type endopeptidase activity. The transcript is spliced from 5 exons. Gene Ontology annotation, biological process: mitochondrial respiratory chain complex assembly. The coding region runs from base 194 to 694 and encodes 166 amino acids. The record is from RefSeq and is a predicted model, not a curated record. NCBI's taxonomy places the organism in Eukaryota, Viridiplantae, Streptophyta, Magnoliopsida, Solanales, Convolvulaceae. Gene Ontology annotation, cellular component: mitochondrial inner membrane peptidase complex; membrane.
CGCUAAUCCCUUCUAAGUUCACACAAGGGAUCGGCGGCACGGCGGAGGCGGCGACGGCGGCGCCGAGGAGGUCUUCUGGAGCAAACCUUAGAACUCUUCUAUCGCCGCAGGGGUUUCAUCUUCUUCAUUAUAUGUUGUUGCAGAUGGCUUUGGUGUAUUACGAAUAUUAAGUUAACCAAUAGGCAGUACAAAUAUGGGAACUCAAAAUAUUUUAUGGAAUAUGACUAAGUACGUUUUUACUGGGAGCCUCAUUGGUGUCACUAUAUCUGAUCGUUAUGCAAGUGUAGUUUCUCUUAAAGGCGGCUCCAUGUCUCCAACAUUUAACCCUCACGGAGAUGGACUCUUGACUCGUGACCGUGUUCUAUUGGAGAAAUUAUGCCUCGAAAAGUACAAGUUUUCUCAAGGUGAUGUAGUGGUCUUCAGAUCUCCUUCUAAUCAUCAAGAGAAACACAUGAAGAGGAUAACAGCCUUACCUGGUGACUGGAUCAGUACACCUCAUUCAUAUGAUGCAGUGAUAAUACCAGAAGGCCAUUGCUGGGUUGAAGGUGACAAUGCAGCUUGGAGCUUUGACUCAAGAUCCUAUGGCCCUAUCCCAUUGGGUUUAAUUUGUGGAAGGGUCACACACAUUAUCUGGCCACCUCAGAGAAUUGGUGCCGUAGAAAGAAGUCUUCCUCAAAGCAUCCCGCCUUUGUAAAUGUAUUUUGACACCAAAUUUCUCGUUCUUCAAGUACACCAAUUUUCUUCCUUUCAUCCAGCUGCCCACACUCACUGAAGAACACCAAUUUUCUUCCUUUCAUCCAGCUGCCCACACUCACUUCCAUGGAAGAUGAAAACAACAAUCUGCAUCCUAAUAAUGUCAUAAUACCCUCUUCAUUUCCUUUAGCUAUACCCGAAUUCUUGAACAUCUAUUUGACACUGAAGUUUCUGUAUUGGAAUUUUUUGAUAGUAUUCUGUACUUUGUUGUAAGACAUGGCCCUGUUUGAUAACAUAGUUAGUUUUUCAGUCAAUUUUGACUUAUUUGACCA